Messenger RNA from Epithele typhae, 282 nucleotides. RefSeq lists its product as uncharacterized. The transcript has a single exon. The annotation marks the transcript as partial. The record is from RefSeq and is a predicted model, not a curated record. Lineage: Eukaryota; Fungi; Basidiomycota; Agaricomycetes; Polyporales; Epitheliaceae.
AGUUCAGAUCAUCUCGGUGUUUCUGUUGCAUACGCCGAACAGUAUCACCUGGUCGAGAUCGUUCCAACGACCUGGCUUGCCGCUGCAGUUGCGAUCAUACCUAUCAGGGCCCAGACUGGGCCGGGAUUGCGGCGAAACCUCUGGGUUGUUCACUCGUUUGAUCGCGUGAGUUUACCCACCACUGCACUACACUCCACAUUCACCGGCGCGCGCGCACAGACAGGACUCGAGCCCAAUGAUACUUGGUUCGAGAGCCUAGAACAAGAACUAGUACAAGAUUGA